AUGAGCCGCAAAGCCCAAAGAUCCGUAAAUCAAUUCGUGAUCUUCCUUAUCGCCUUUCUAUUCAUUCUAUACCUCAAUCGGCCCCAAUCUCAAGUGAAAACUUUCACAUGGACAAAAGUCCGGUAUAAGACUACGGCCUCGUCAACACCCGAAACCCACGGCAUAUGUCCGGGACUCACCAAGUACAAUAAUCCCGCAUUGGUGGUAUCACGCGUCGCAGCUGACGGGGACCAGAAAUGGCUCGAUAAACUAGAGGAUCGCUACCAUCUCUGUGUUUAUAAUGUUGGCGCUCCGUUGGAUAAGAAAUCAAAGUUCCUUCAGGUACCCGCGAACCGCGGUCAUGAAGCAAUGACCUACCUGACAUUUAUUAUCGACAACUAUGCUGAGUUUCCUGCUGCAGGUGCUGUGUUUGUUCAUGGCUCUCGCUGGGCAUGGCAUAAUGACGAGCCAGAAUAUGAUAAUGCCAAAUUACUUGCGACGCUUGAUGUGUCGCGUGCUCUGGAGCCGAGGGGUUACUAUAAUCUCCGCUGUGACUGGAGCAGCAGCACUUGUCCUCGCAGUGUGCCGGCGCAGGGAAGUCUGGAAAUGAGAAUGCAGUCUACUGUUGAGCCGUGGAGUGCGCGCGCUGCGUCAGAUAUUGCGUUACCGCGAGCACUGGCGUCUAUCUUUGGUGGGGAUGAGUUUACGCCGGCUGAGGCGAAUGCGCGACUUCAGCUGAGACGAUCAGAUGCGGUCCGGUCACAGUGUUGUGCGCAGUUUGUUGUGUCGCGUGAGCGUGUGUGGCAGCAUUCUCGCGGGGAGUAUAUUGCUUUGCGGCAGUGGUUGCUUGAUGGGAUGGGGGGUGAGGGUGAUUUUCGGUUUCGGAAUGAUAAAGCUGCGCCUUCGGAUGAUCGCGUUGCUGGGCGAAUCUUGUCGUACAUGUGGCAUAUUUUAUUUGCUGAACCUGAUACGGAUGGGGAGUUAGAGCUGAGCAAGCUUAACAGGGAUGCUUGUCCUAGUGCGGCUGAUUGUUACUGUCGACUGUAUGGUCGUUGUGAUCUUCAAUGCUCUAACCCCGGGGCAUGUAAAGAUCAGUAUAAAGUGCCGCCGAAUUACAAGCUACCGGAUGAUUGGGCAGAAACGCAUUCAUAG
Penicillium angulare is the source of this 1131-nucleotide messenger RNA. Its product is annotated as DUF3431 domain-containing protein. Bases 1 to 1131 code for a protein of 376 amino acids. The record is from RefSeq and is a predicted model, not a curated record. NCBI's taxonomy places the organism in Eukaryota, Fungi, Ascomycota, Eurotiomycetes, Eurotiales, Aspergillaceae. The transcript has a single exon.